AUGGCCACUCGAAUCGCGCGACGAGGUUUCUCCGCAUCAUACCACUUGUGCUCCGCACGCAGCCUCUCCGGCACUGAUGUAGCUUCUCGAGCCUGGCAAUUGCGCUCUUCCAGCAUAUCUCUUCGGGCGCCAUUCUCCACGACCAGGGCGGUUGCCAACAAUGGUGGCUGGGGCCAGUCGAACAAGAAUUUCACGGCCGUAGCUACUGGAGGCUACGAGUACCCUGGUAUCCCAUCGUUUCAGGAUCCAUACGCCAAAAGGCAGUGGCAGCUUGAGCACAUGGCCGGCGCAUUCCGCGUCUUUGCUCGCAUGGGUUUCACCGAAGGCGCGAGCGGGCACAUUAGUGUGAGAGACCCGGUCGACCCCGAUACCUUUUGGAUCAACCCAAUGGGCGUUCACUUUGGUCUAUUAAAGGCCAGCGACAUGGUCCGUAUUGAUGAAAAUGGCCAGGUAAUUGGUGGAAACCGAACUGCUGUCAACGCCGCCGGAUUCAUGAUUCACUCGGCCGUCCACAAGGCCCGCCCAGACGUCGACGCGGCAUGCCACACGCACUCCAAGUUCGGCAAGGCAUGGUCCGCCUUUGGCCGGCAUUUGGACAUGCUCAACCAAGAUGCCUGCCGGUUCUGGAACAACCACAGCGUGUAUUCCAGCUACGGCGGCGUCGCGCUGCAGGACGAGGAGGGCGCGCGCAUCGCGGAAUCGCUGGGGCCCACGAACCGCGCCGUCAUCCUGCAGAACCAUGGACUGUUGACAGCCGGUGGCACCGUCGACGAGGCUGCCUACUUGUACACCGUCAUGGAGAGGUCGUGCGAGAUCCAGUUGAUGGUGGAAGCGGCCGGACUUGAAAAGAGGCACAUUAGUGACCCGGAAGCGGCGUAUACGUACAAGUACGAGGGCAAUGCGGAAACGCUCUACACUGAGUUUCAGCCCGACUUUCAAUACGAAGUCGCCAUGUCCAACGGUGAAGUAAAGGGCGGCACAGACUUUGGGAGAAGGCCUUCGAACAAUGCUGAUAUUGGGCAUGUCACGUUACGGCCUAAGCUGAGCUGUAUGCUAUAUGAGACCUACAUUACCAUUACGUCCGCCAAGCUUGAGCUACUGAACAUGAUGACCGACGAUUCGUUGAAGCGUGGGCGUCGUAAGACGACGUCAAAUCAGGCUCUCAAAGUGGACAAAUGA
This is a messenger RNA of Cordyceps militaris CM01, 1179 nucleotides long. Its product is annotated as aldolase. The coding region runs from base 1 to 1179 and encodes 392 amino acids. Gene Ontology annotation, cellular component: cytoskeleton. Gene Ontology annotation, molecular function: actin filament binding. The record is from RefSeq and is a predicted model, not a curated record. Lineage: Eukaryota; Fungi; Ascomycota; Sordariomycetes; Hypocreales; Cordycipitaceae. The transcript has 4 exons.